AUGUGGCUUUCAGCUGCUCUACGCUACUCUGCUAAAGGUUAUUGCAAUGUGGUAACAGCUCGCUCAGACAUUGGUUACCAGUACAAGUCUCAUUUCAGUAUAGUUGAGAGUGUGUUUGGUGAGUCAGUGUCAGUGAUGGAGGGAGAUUCUGUCACUCUAAACACUGAUGUUACUGAAAUACAUGAUGAUUACAUACUGUGGAAAUUUGGGGCUGAAAAGUCUCUCAUUGCUAAAAUACAAAAAAACAAGCAACUGUUGUCCACAUUUGAGGGUCCUGAUGGGAGUUUCAGAGACAGACUGAAGCUGGAUGAUAAGACUGGAUCUCUGAUCAUCACAAACAUCACAACUCAACAUGCUGGACUCUAUGAAGUAAAGAUAAGUGGAACAAAAAUUACAUCAAAAACAUUCAAUGUUUCUAUCUAUGCUCGUCUGCCUGUUCCUGUCAUCAGCAGUAACUCUUCACAAUGUUCCUCAUCAUCAUCAUCAUCAUAUUGUUCAUUGUUGUGUUCGGCGGUGAAUGUGGAUGUGACUCUCUCCUGGUACAAAGGAAACAGUUUAUUGUCCAGCAUCAGUGUGUCUGAUCUCAGCAUCAGUCUCUCUCUACCUCUGGAUGUGGAAUAUCAGGAUAACAACACCUACAGCUGUGUGCUCCACAAUCCUAUCAGCAACCAGACUCAACAUCUGGACAUCAACAAAUUUUGUCAGCCUUGUUCAGAAUUGUCCAUUACAAAUCAGAGCCUACCGUUAUUGUACAUAGUAUUGAUUUCUGCUGCUGCUGGAUCUCUGCUGAUAGUAGCUGCAGUCUGCAUCUGCAAAAAAUCUGCAUCUAAAAAAACAGCCGAGACAAGAACUGAUUCAGCGUUGUGUAAACCAACAGCACAAAAAAUGAAAUCAAAGAAGGAUCCUGUGUAUGCAAAUGUCGCCAAAAAACGAUGAUCAAAUUCCACAUCUACUGGAAUAAAUGAUAGAGCUCAUACGGGCCCUGAGCCACACUUCUAUUACAUUUAUUUUUUGCCAAGAUGUUUUGUCUCUGUUUUUUUUGGUUUUUCCUCGCUUUUGCAUCACAUUGUUUGAUUUUAAGUUAUUUAAAUAAACUUUUUUUUUUUUUAAUUUAAAAAUUGAAUAUCAAAUGCAUAGUGGUGCACAGUAUCACACACAUGUGAUAAGGUAAUCAUGACUUUAGUGUCUUAACAAGAAAGUGGCCUCUGUAAUAACAGAGCUACUUUUACCCGAUAGG
Molecule: messenger RNA, 1237 nt
Organism: Onychostoma macrolepis
Lineage: Eukaryota; Metazoa; Chordata; Actinopteri; Cypriniformes; Cyprinidae
Product: SLAM family member 9-like
Exons: 6
Coding region: 1-936 (311 amino acids)
Source: RefSeq, a predicted model, not a curated record